This is a messenger RNA of Eruca vesicaria subsp. sativa (arugula), 894 nucleotides long. NCBI's taxonomy places the organism in Eukaryota, Viridiplantae, Streptophyta, Magnoliopsida, Brassicales, Brassicaceae. The record is from the annotation of a GenBank genome assembly.
AUGCUAUUCUCAAGCUGUUCGUCUAGCUGCAAGUGCACAAGUGAAUGCACUAACAAGCCGUUCCAACAAAGACGUAUCAAGAAAAUGAAGUUAGUUCAGACGGAGAAAUGUGGAUAUGGGAUUGCAGCAGAUGAAGAUAUUAAUCCAGGAGAUUUUAUAAUUGAAUAUGUUGGGGAAGUUAUUGACGAUAAGACUUGUGGAGAAAGGCUUCGGAAGCUAAAGCACAAGGUUGAGACAAACUUCUACUUGUGUCAGAUAAACUGGAAUAUGGUGAUUGAUUCUACUUACAAGGGGAACAAAUCAAGAUAUUUCAAUCACAGCUGCAAUCCUAACACUGAGAUGCAGAAAUGGUUUGUUAACUUAUUAACUAUCAUUCAUCUUAUCCCUUUUCUUCCGAUCAACGUAACAUUGUUUGUAUCCAUUAGGAUAAUUGAUGGAGAGACAAGGAUUGGCAUCUUUGCCACCCGUUACAUAACCAAAGGAGAGAACUUGACCUAUGAUUACCAGUUUGUUCAGUUUGGUGCAGAUCAAGAUUGCUACUGUGGUGCAGUAUGUUGCAGGAAACAGCUAGGUGCAAAAGCUAGAAAAACUAAGAACAUACCCUCUGAUGAAGCUGUGAAAUUGAAGUCCAAGGUAAGAUUUAAAUUGAAAUAUAUAAGGAAAAACAAUUUGGAUGCGACAGGACAAUCUCGGAACUAUCUGAGCGAAGGGAAAACAUGUCGCCCAAACUGCAUUGGUGUGGUUUUCAUGUUGGCACGUCCCACGAACCAGAGGUGUUUUGGCAUCAUUAGACAAUUUGAUGAGUUUUCAAAAAAGCACUUGGUCACGUACGAGGAUGGUGUCACCGAGACUAUUGACAUGUCUAGAGAAGUUUGGGAGCUCAUAACUAUUUGA